Colletotrichum higginsianum IMI 349063 is the source of this 2967-nucleotide messenger RNA. Its product is annotated as Sodium/hydrogen antiporter. Lineage: Eukaryota; Fungi; Ascomycota; Sordariomycetes; Glomerellales; Glomerellaceae. The record is from RefSeq and is a predicted model, not a curated record. Gene Ontology annotation, cellular component: plasma membrane. Gene Ontology annotation, biological process: sodium ion export across plasma membrane; regulation of membrane potential; proton export across plasma membrane. Gene Ontology annotation, molecular function: sodium:proton antiporter activity. The coding region runs from base 1 to 2967 and encodes 988 amino acids. The transcript has 2 exons.
AUGGCGUGGGACCAUCUCUCCAUCACGAAGCCGCACUUGGUGUACAUCAUCCUGGGCGGCUUCACCACCCUUUUCAUGCUCUGCUCCUCCAUCAUCAAGGAGCGCAUGUACAUCGGCGAGGCCACUGUUGCUACCAUCUGUGGCAUCAUCUUCGGCCCCCACGCCGCGAACCUGAUCGACCCCAAGAGCUGGGGCAACGUCGACCUCGUCACCAUCGAAUUCUCCCGCAUCGUCCUCGUCGUCCAGUGUUUCGCCGUCGGUGUCGAGUUGCCCAAGUUCUACAUGGAGAAGCACUGGAGAUCCGUCACCCUGCUGCUGAUCCCCGUCAUGACCAUUGGCUGGCUCGUUGUGAGCCUGUUCAUCUGGUGGCUGAUCGACCCGCUGUCCUGGCUCGAGAGCUUGGUCAUUGCCGCCUGUGUCACCGCCACCGACCCCGUCUUGGCCUCGUCCGUCGUCGGCAAGGGCAAGUUCGCCAAGCGCGUCCCCAAGCACUUGCGAGACCUGCUGUCCGCCGAGUCCGGCUGCAACGACGGCAUGGCCUUCCCCUUUGUCUACCUCGGAAUCUACCUGAUCCAGGAACACAUGGACGCCAAGGCCACCACGUUCCAUUGGAUCGUCUACACGAUUCUCUAUGAGUGCAUCUUUGGCGCCAUUUUCGGUUUCGUCGUCGGCUACAUCGCCCGCCACGGCAUCAAGUACGCAGAGGAGCACGAUCUGAUUGACCGAGAGAGUUUCUUGGUCUUCUACUUUGUCCUCGCCCUGUUUUGCGCCGGCGCCGGUAGUCUGCUCGGUAUGGACGACCUGCUCGUCGGCUUCGCCGCCGGCGUCGGCUUCUCCAACGACGGUUGGUUCGCCUCCAGGACCGAGGAGUCCCACGUCUCCAACGUCAUCGAUCUGUUGAUCAACCUGGCCUACUUUGUCUUCCUGGGCACCAUCAUCCCCUGGGAGCAGUACAACAUGGUCGCCGAGGGCAUCACCCCCUGGCGUCUGGUCGUCAUUGCCAUCUUCGUCAUCCUGUUCCGCCGCAUCCCCGCCAUGCUCCUCCUGAAGCCCUUCAUACCGGACAUCAAGACGUGGCGCGAGGCCAUCUUCGCCGGCCAUUUCGGCCCCAUCGGCGUCGGCGCCAUCUUUGUCGCCAUUCUGGCUCGCGCCGAGUUGCAGUGGGAGACGGCCGUGCCGCUUUCCGACACCCCGCCCGAAGAGAUCGAGCACAGGACCCUCGUCGCCGUCAUUUGGCCCAUUGUCACUUUCCUCGUCAUCUCCUCCAUCAUUGUCCACGGUUCCUCGGUGGCCGUCUUUACCCUCGGAAAGCGCAUCAACACCCUGACGAUCACCAUGUCCUACACCACCGCCCCCGAGGACGGCCCCACCUGGAUGAACCGCCUGCCGAGAAUCUCCUCGCAGUCUCGGUCGCAGGCCCGGACCAUCUCCGAUACCGAUGGCGAAGAGCUGAAGAUGCCAGAAUUCCCGCCUGGCACCCUGCCGCCCGUCGGCUUCCCAGGUGCCUUCCUCCGGCGCCAGAAGGACGAGGAUGGCUCGAAAUCUCGCACUCGGUCGACGUCGCGCAGCCGGCGCAAGAAGAACAACAAGUGGGACGACGGUAUCGGUCCUGGCGGUCCCGUUUCUCAGUCUGCCAUCUUCCCCACCAGACGCGAGCCUCUCUUGAACGAAAAGGACCCUGCCUCCCCUGACGGUGAUGGCACCACGCCGCCCAGGCGCGAUUCCGACAGGGGCCGCUCGAGGGAUCCCGAAAAGGACGAUGAUGAGAUCACGCCCUCUCCCGAAGGAGGCUCCAGCCGAACCGAAACCCCGUCCAAGAUCCAAAUCUACGAAGAGGGAAACAAUCUGGUGGUGGAGAACGAGGACGGCGACGUCUUGACCGUUGAGCGCUCAGAGAGCAGAGCAAUGGCCGUUGCGGAUGCCGAGGCACACCACCGUUCGCCGGUUGAAACCGAUCUGGCCGCAGUGGCCGUCGACAAGGCGAAACAGGGCGAAAAGUUCAACUGGACCCUGGACUCGUUCAAGCGCAAGGUUGAGGAUGUCUACACGUCGGAGGUGGAGAAGCGUAAGGAGAAGAGCAAGGCCGACAGGCGGCAUGAGCCCGCUCGAGCGUUCCAGUUCGGCAAUACUAUCAUUGUUGAAGACGAGGACGGCGAAGUCAUCAAGACGUACGAGCUGCCGUCGUCCAAGACUGGCAAGGAAACCGGAGGCCGCACACAGCAAAGCCUCAAGUACCUUGGCAUGGGCGGUCUGCUAAAGGCAUCCGAGAAGCCCGUGCCCCGAGGCGCGACCGAAGGUGAAUCCAGCGCCGAGGGUGCUGCCAAUGCCCCUCCUCCGAAAUCGGGCUGGCAACGCUACCUUGGCGGCAGCGCCGGUGCCGCGCAAAAGCCAAAGAAGAACGCGGCCGAAGGACAACAGGAGGAUGACCGACACAUCAGGUUUACCAUUGGCGGAGUAGGCCAGCGCAUGACCAAGGAAGACUUUAUCCGGGAAGUGCAGAAGCUCGAUGACAAAACCCGGCGACAGGUCGUGGACCAAUCGACUGCAUCCCAGCGUGUCAAGUCGAUCGCCAAAGGAGAUGUCCCUUCUCCGGCUGACCAACAUGCGAAUAUCCCCACCAUCAGGAUUGGCAGCGACUCGGCCGAGAAGCGAUCCGGAUCGUACACUCCACAGCGAGUGAACUCUGGCGCGGCACAGCCCGCCGCGAGAACAUUGCGAGAGGAAGAGGCGGACGAGGAGGAGACGGCCAUCGAGAGGCAUCGCAGGCUGGCUGUUCUCUCGAACCAGAGCGACGAGGACGUGGAUUCGGGCGAGACCCCGGCCGAGAGGCGUCGUAGGGAGGCCGCGCUGGGUAUGAACGCCAACGACGGCGGGGACGACUCGGAAGACGAGGGAGGGGAGAGAGUACCGCCUACGAGGAGAGGCAUCCGGUUUGCAGAGAGCACGGUGCCGCGAGGCCAAAAGUAG